UUGACUACAGGCUGGAAACAUGGCUUCUCACAUGGGAAUGAGGGAAGUUUGUCCAUACUACAACCAAGAAUUCCCUGCAGUUUUACAGAGAGGAUUACAGGAACUAUGGGAAUCAGAGUGCCUCUGUGACAUCCAACUUACUGCAGAAAAUUAUACGUUUUCGGCGCACAAGUCUCUCUUGGCCGCUGCAAGCUGGUAUUUCAGGAUAAUGUUUACAACAGACAUGAGGGAGAGGGACCAAAACUCAGUGGAGUUAAAGGGGAUUUCUGCCGUAGGUCUAAAAAGUGCAUUGGAUUUUAUUUACACCUCUCAACUGUGUGCAGAUUUUGAAAGCGUCGAAGACGUGCUGCUCACGUCAACUCAUCUGCAGAUACCGUACCUGACAGAAUGCUGUGUAGAUUUUCUGAAGAAAUCGCUGAAUGUAGAUAAUUUCCUUGACAUCCUGUCCCUUGCUGAGAAAUACGAUUUGGUUUCUUUGAAAACUGACUGUUUCUCGUUUAUUUCUACAAACCUGGGCGUUGUCCUGGAGAUAAAUGAGCGGUGUUUGUUACAGUUGGAUGCUGAUUCUAUUUUUGCUGUUUUGGAAAGAGACGAUGUUAGUCCAAGUGUCAAUGAAAGAGACCUUCUAGAGUUAGCAAUUAAGUGGUUAAAGUACGAUUUGGACAGGAGGCUACCUCACCUGGAGUGCCUUAUUAAACACAUCCGGUUGGGUUUGAUCUUUCCUCCAAAAUUUGAAUUUGAGAAUGAAAACUUGAAAGACGCUGUCAGUCUUCUGAAGUCUGUGCCACAAGGCGAAGGGUACCUUAAGAUGUUGUCCGAAGCUGGUCUUCAGUUUAAAGACGACAAUCCUUUUAAAAAGUGGUUUAAGAUACGGUCGACACAGAAAGGAGUGCUGACAACCUGUGGGAAAACCACUGGAAGCCAGGCGUGCAGAGAAAUAACGAUUUUGACAAGCGGUAUGGACUGUAAACCUUCCUGGAAAACCAUCACAAAUGCUGAGGAGACCUACAACCACUGUACUGUGGUGUUAAACGAUUACCUGUAUGUCAUAGGGGGGCAGAAUUCAUGGUUCAGCAGCAACCGUAAUGAGGAGGCCAUAGCUUCAGUGCUGCGAUACGACCCCCGCUUUGACAGAUGGACACGUCUUGCAAAUAUGAAUGUUUGCAGACGUCGUUUCCAAUGCAGUGCCAUGGGGGGUAAAAUCUACGCCGUGGGGGGUAGAGGGGAGGGGGGCAUCCUUUUCUCAGCAGAGUGUUACAGCCCUACUGAAGACAAGUGGCGGUAUAUUAAAGCUUUACCAUCUCCACUGUCUAGCCAUGCUGGGACGGUCCAUCAAAAUAAGCUGUAUGUUUGUGGAGGCUCUUCAGGGGAGGUAUUUUCAAGGUCUGUGUUCAGGUACACCCCGGAGCUGGACGAGUGGAUGACCCUGUCCCCUCUCCGGCACCCCCGCGGCUUCCACAACAUGACCUCAGUUGGGGACAAGAUCUACGUUAUGGGCGGUGUACUGCUCACCAGCGCAGAUGGUCAGCAGCGAUCCUAUUCAGAUGUCAGAGUGACCGAGUGUUACUGCCCUCUCUCUGACCAGUGGACAGAACUGUCUCCUCUGCCUGUAGGACACAGCCAGCACGGAGCUGCAGCCCUUGGCAACAAGAUCUACAUCAUGGGGGGUUUCUCUUGGGAAGAGGAACGGUUUCUGAGCACUGUUCAUGUGUACAGCUGUGAAACAGACACUUGGAGUGCCGGUCCUGAACUGCCAAGACCACUUGUGGGACUUUCAAGUGGAACACUUACCCUCCCCCACUCCCACAGUAAAUAAUGAUGUACUGCAUACUUUAAAAUACCUUUUUUUUGUUUGUUUUACAGUUUACCCUUUUCCUUUUAUUGAAUUUAAGCACAAACCCUUUCCUCACAACUGCUUUUUCUUAAACAUGGCCUUGAUGCUUAGAGAUAGCACACAUCUUACUAUUGCAAGGUUUGACUCAAGUGUAUGUUUUCAAAACUAAAACUAUACAAAGAUGUUUGCAGUUACAGUAUGUGAAAUCAUAAUUUCAUAUUCCACAUUGAAAGUUUUAUGUUUAAUGCAAAUGUUUUUACAGCAAGACUAUAUAACCAGCUUGUUUACUGCAGAUUGUUUUUUUUUUUUUCCCCAGACAGGUGUGCUUAUGAUGUCACAGUAUAUUUUUGUUAAUACAUUUCUUUAUGAACACUGAAAAAACAACAAAAUAACAAACUUAGAAAAAAAAAACAUGUAGUUGUCAUUAAAAAAAAAAAAAAAAAAAAAAAAAAACUUUAGGCAAUUGCAAGAAUGGCUCUCUCCCUUUUCUUUCUUUUCCUUUUCUUGUCCUCAAACCGGUCUGUGGCAUCAGCAAAGAAGGUCACGUCUUCUUUACUUUCAAUCUCACGCUGUAAAAACUGCAGGCCUGCCAUAUUGAAUCCAAGAACAUCCUGGAAGAAGAAACACAGGGAAGUCAAACAGCAGCUGGAAAUAACACUGCUGAACCCUAAAAUACUUCAAUCUACUCGUACUGCAUUUACCGGUACUAACAUUUGCACUGGAACAGCCUCAUGAGAUACUGGGGUGUAUUCAAUUAAUCUAAAAACUAUUGGAUCUUAAUACCACAUAACAAAUCAUUUAAAAAAAAAAAAAAAACAGACACACACAACUCUCCCUGUGCAAAACAGUUUUAAGUGUGUUUCUUUCAGGAACAACAUACAAAACUUAAGAGAUAUUUAUUUAUUUGAAUGACGGUGGUAUUAACCCUUUGUGGUCCUAUGUCGGACCAGGUCCGACAUCAUCAAAA
Molecule: messenger RNA, 2801 nt
Organism: Polyodon spathula (Mississippi paddlefish)
Lineage: Eukaryota; Metazoa; Chordata; Actinopteri; Acipenseriformes; Polyodontidae
Product: kelch-like protein 26
Exons: 6
Coding region: 20-1816 (598 amino acids)
Molecular function (GO): protein binding
Source: RefSeq, a predicted model, not a curated record